GUCACUAAAUAAUAUGUGAAAAAGAAAAAGGUGAUAGUCUUUAUUCGUCUCUUAUUUUUCAGUAGCCUGCCAAAUUAUGUUAGCAUAACAGCCUAAGUAGUAAACUGAACGUGACGUCACUCGCGAGACGAGCUCCUAGUAGCAUGGCGGCCACAGAGAGACAGUGGUCUAUCAGGGAAGACGGAUGUUUAAUCAUUAACAAAAACUUACAAGGUGUUACCUAUCAUUCGUCUCUUAACGCCAUUAUUCUUUCAUCGAAGGACCAGACUAUCACAGUUCUGGAUGCGACUUCUGGAAUAGUCUUACAGAAAUCUGACCUUUCUGGAAAAAAGUGCGAGACAUUGCGUUGCAUAUAUCUGCCAGAAAAAGAUAAGUGCAUAUUCAGUGAUACCCAUUCUGUAUCAGUACGUCGGGAUAUACGUGGAAUUCUUUUGCUGGACACUGCUUUACAGAUUCCUGUGAAACGACCUGACGAAGUCAUCAGAUUGGAAAUACCUCUGGCUGAGGCAGUACAGCUAUUUGAUGCUUUAGUCAACGUUGAACUUGCUGGCAUUGAACAUGUGGAAGACGUUGUCAAGGAGCUUGAUCGUAGCAUUGAACUUGCCCGGAAAGCAACAGAGGGAAGUCACAAAACAGCAAAGUGGGCAACUGUAUGCAUCCAGCUUCAGCAUGGUGCACUGAAGUCAGUGUGUUCUGCCCUUGUGGCAGAGAUAAAACGAACAUCUCAGCAGGGGCAGGGACUGCCAGUGGCAGCUGCCAUUUCUGACCGUCUGUCUCAUCUUCUGCCAGCAUUGAAUGACAAUGGUGCAGGCCCUGUGGACCGGUCACUGAUGUAUAGUGAAGCAGCACGCAGACACACCUUCUCCAAAUGGCCCCACAUGGGAUACAAAUGGGCAUUACCAGAGCCAAUGGCUCAGGCGGGAUUCUAUCACCAACCCAACUCACCCGGAGAUGACCGUGCUAUGUGCUUCACUUGCAAUGUGUGUUUGGUGUGUUGGGAGCCUACUGAUGAACCAUGGUCUGAACAUGAACGUCAUUCUCCUCAGUGUCCUUACAUCAAGGGAGACUUCACACAGAAUGUUCCUUUAGCAGUAACAUAUGCAACACAGCCAGCCCAGUUGCAUGGGGAGGGACAAAAGAUUGCUUGCAUAAGCUCCACAUGCAAUGAAGAUUUUAUAGCAACAUCAACACGAGAUGGAAGCAUAGUAGUGUGGAACAUCAGUCACAUGCUGCAGAAAGAGUGUGUGUUCAACCUUGACCUAUCGGAUGCAACAGUGGCCUUGAAAACGGGACUUCAGAUUGAGAGAGUAGGAUGGACAGCUGAUGUAGACACUAGGGGUCAGGGAAGCAAAGUUGAAAGUGAAGUGACAGAAACACAGAAAAGAAGUCUUGAAUCCACAGAAAAGGAAGACGAAUGUAUACAAGAGAUCAACUUGCAUAAAAAUGCAGAUGAUUACAUUGAAGGGAAAAAUCGACCCUCAGAUGACUUGGUAGUGUCCUCGUUAUGCAUAAUUGACUGGUCCAGUUGCAAGAAUAGUGAGCAUCUUGCUUCCUUGGCUUGCCCACCAGUAAAAGGGGCUUGUGCAGUGGAAACAGUGGAGCCCUCUCUGGUGUGUGGAGCAUCUCUGCUCAGGACCAAAGUUACGUAUAAGAAUGAUUCUGAGUGCUGGCCUUCCUCCCAACUAGGAUCUUCUCUGGAUGGUCAUCAAGAAGUUGUGCAGUUAAUGAACCAGGUGAAUCAAGGGAUCUGGAAUGGAGACUUACACAUCAUCCCGGAGCCUGCAUCAGGAAGUGCAGGAGAAGACUUUGUGUGGCCAGAAUCAGUUUUUGUCCCUCACCUACUAGUGGUCAGUUUUCGAGCAGAGUCUUCCAGUGGGGUUCAUGUACAUGCCAAAAGCAAAGAACCUGGAACUGAUGGCCACAGUGUGAGCGGAGGUGGUAUUGUUGGAGACACUGGCAGUGGUAGCAAGCCAACAAGUACUCUGGGUGAGGGUAGCAAAGUGGUUCCUGUGAGCACCCUAAUACCUGUGAAAGAGAGCCCAUGGUCCAUCUUGCUUGAGAAUGAUCCGUGGCUUGACCCAGAUGUCCAGAUUGUUGGAUUUACCCCAGGUCACAGCCAACCUUCCCAGCUAAAAGAUGGUCCAUUAUCUGGAAUUUCCAAACCUGUUCCGAUUCUGCAGAAUGGCCCCAGUGAUCUCUCAGGACCCUUUCACACAUUUUCAGCAUUUGGAUCAGAAGGUUCUAGUCCACUGUCACCUGGCAUGCACAUGCAUCCAGACAUUCUGUCGGAUGUGUGGCACAAAGAAAGUGAUAGUGAAGAAAAGAAUGGAGAUGUGCUGCGGUGUCCAGGUUCAGUGUUGCAGUGUGUUCCACUGCCUGAAGAGUUUUGCAGUGAGAUGCUUGAAAUUAAAACGAUUCAGCCAACUGUGGAUAGGCACUAUGUUAUUGUGGUUGUAGCCCCCAAAGAUGAGUAUAUCUGUUGUAAUGAAACUCCUUGUGUUGAUCUUGGAUGUUCUUCAGAGGAUUCAGGGCAGGUACAAGGUACGGACACUGGUAGUUUAUUUCACAGACAGGACAGUUCCAAAGCAUCAGCACCUAUUAACAUUUCAGGAGGGAGUCAGGCAGCAUCAGAGGUCAGUGCUAGUAGUCAGAGAAACACUAGCAGGAACUUGGUGCUGGGUGGUGUGAUGGUGUACAAGGUCAAAACGGUUAAUGGUUACACAGUACUUGAAGACAAUCCAUGUAUGGUGCAUAAAAUUUGGCAGCCAGAAAAUGUGGUGCAUGAAAUAUUUGUUCUUCCACCAGAAGUGGCGGAGCAGAUUGAUGAGGAAGAAACCAUUGCUCAUCUGGGCAUGACAUCUGGUCACCGUGACUUUCAAGGUGGCAGCACCAAUGGCUUGGGUGCCAUGGGGCAGGUGGCAAUAAUCACGCAAGAAGGCGCUUUGAAGAUUCUUAAUCUUGCGGAUGCCCGUAUUAUUGCUGACCUCUGUCCAGAUGACGGAGAGAAAUUUAUCUCAGCAGCCUAUUGUACAGGAAUUGAGCAUCUGUGUGUGUGCACAUCAAGUGGAAAGCUGAAAUUUUACCAGGUUAGCCAGCAACAGACAGCUGAGUCUGGUGUGAUGCACGUGCAGGAAGAUAAGACUCCACGGGUGUUACCCUCAGCCAUGGAUGGUGUGGAUGGUAAAAAGGUGACUGUAGAGGAAGAUGGCUUUGAUGUCAGCCCAGGGAAACCUUCACAAGGAAGCUGUUGUUUGGCUGAUGGCCCUUUGGUACCAGAGAAUCUUCUGGCACUUCAUAGCCUGACGCAGUUUGAAAAUCUGAUGCCACGUUUCACAGCAACUGUUCCACCAUGUUGGUCUGAGAUUCAGCAAGAGCAACAGCAGCGUCGCCAUCCUCAGCAUCUUCAACAACAAGGGGAAGCCACUCAGCAUACACGCAGCUGGAAACUUGCUCAGAAUGGGACAACAUGGGAUGAGCACCUGUUUGAGAUUGUUUUGCCUCGACCUUGUUGCAUUGGCCAUGUUGAUGUCAAAUUUACUCUACACCCAAUGUGCACUACAGCUCCCAACAUUGAGGUGACGCUGUUAAAACAAAAUAUCGGUAAUGUGGGACGUCAGAUUCAUCUUUCAUCCCAUCCAAAAUCCAAAGACAGGCUUCCUAGGCCUUCGGGAAGUUCUACUGAAAAAGAUAAUAUAAAUUAUGUUCUGGAUCCAGCUUUUCUGGAAAAGAACAAUGCAGAAAUUCUCUGUGGCCCCAUUAAGCUGAGCAGCUGCCUUGACUUGUCAGGAGGAGGGGGUUUAGCCUCUCUGUCCAGUCCUAGUCUGCUUAACUGUAAGCCAAGAUCCCUGUUACUUCACAUCAAAGGUUUUAAAAAUGAGACCAGUGACAACAGUGAUGCAAGUGACAAAGCCUCAUCGCCUUCUUCUGAAGAAAAGGCAGACAAGGCACCAGAGGUAAAGAAGAAAGGGAUUUCCUACAUGGAGUACAAAGGCAUCAAGUGUCUGUUCGAGAAUGUCCAAAGUUCAGGUGCAUCAGCUGUUGAAAGACUGUCUGCUUCAGCUCCAAAGCAAAAGCUGACUGACAUUAAAGGAUGUGAUUGGUUGGCUGAGAUUUCAUUAACAGUUCGUAAAUUUAAAAGAACUUCUGUAUUACGAGAAAGGCAGCAGCGAAAUGCUAUGUUGGAAUCCCCAAGUUUUCAUGAUAAACUUUUGCGAGCUGUGACAUGCCCUCCUUCAGAAUUGCAAGGAAUGAAUGCUGAACACUAUCAAAACCUAGCUUUGGAUAUACUUCUUUGGAUUGGUUCUCUGCAAAUGAAUGAUCCUUUGCAUCAGAGUGGCAGCAAAUGUCUGGUUGUGACUUUGGAGCCUUUUUUGAGAGACCUUGUCAAAGCAUGCUUUGUAAAUGCCACUCGUACAACAUCACACAAGUGUGCACGCCUGCUAGCUCAAAGCAUUGAGUAUGCCAAAUUAUCUGAAGAUCAGGAUUUGGCACCCAGCUUCAGUCUUUACCUGCUUCAAGCCCUUGUCAGCUGUCUGCCUCUCCUGGUCUUCUGUAGUUCAGCAGGUGCCAUGCGGUGGUUCUUUGCCAUCCUGAACCACGUCAAAUGUAUGGACACUUCACUAGUUGCACGCAGUGUCAUGGACCUACUCAAUAGUGUAUCUGCUCAGUAUCAACAGAACAUGUCGCCUCUUCAUGCACUGCUUAAAACAAGGUAUGGAUUAUAUGGCCAUCCAUUUGAUGUUGAAAUGUUUGAUGUGGAACUUCCGCACAACCUACGCCAGGGUCCUAUUCCACCCUCUUCCUAUGCUGCUGCCGCUGCCAAAGGUGCCUGUACAUUUCAUGGUCCAUCUGCUGCCACCAGCGGGGCCCCUACUGUAUCCAGUGCCAGCGCAUCUGCUUCUGGAUGUCAGAAGGAGGAACCUGAUUUGUAUGAAAUGCUGAGCAUCCCUCAUGAGAAGACAGGGCGUUCUCAGGCAGAGUAUAUGCGACACCAUGUCCUUGGCUUGUUAGAGGUUGAGCCACUUCCCUUCACAUGCCAUGCAACCUCUGAUGGCACACGUGUUGAACGAAUGGAUGCUGCCUCUGCUGCAACCACAACCACCGCUACAGGAUCAAACAUCACGGCUCCAUCUGUGCCUCUCUCUAUGGGGCCUGUGAACUUGGACGAGCCACCGCCCUCAGGGGGGCUGCUUGUAGGAGGGCCAUUUGUUAGUGGAGCGGUUGGAACUUCCACAGGAUCCAUGUCGAGUCUAGCUGUGGCAGACUCACUCAAAAAGGCACUGCAGACAUAUGCAGCCAUUAAUUCCAAGCAGAUGCACCCCAGCAAGCUGCACCAGCUUCUGAGCUGGUCUGGGGGUGCGCCAAAGACCACCCCAAACUUCCUCACUCCCUCUGUAACCCCACCUAGUGAAGCAUGGCAGCCACCUGUUUUACCUUCAUUUUUAAAGACACCAGUCAUCACCACCACCCCUCCUCCACCACCACCCUUACCACAGCAGCCAGAGAAGUCGCUUCAGACACCAACAGGAGGAGAUGGACAGCCAGACAUCUUGAAACUACAGGCGACAUUCUCUGGUCUUUCUCAGGCACCACAACAGCAGCAGGCAGCCCAAAAGCCCAACCCUUAUCCUCAGACUCACACAUUGCUUCAAUCCCCACCUGACCAGGUGCUGGUCAUAGAGAGGAUGCAUUCUGGUGCAAGGCGCUUUGUGACACUAGACUUUGGCAAAGUUGUUGUCUUGACUGAUGUGGUCAUUCCCGCUUGUGGUGACCUUGCCUCCUUGUCCAUUGAUGUGUGGGUCCAAGGGGAAGAAGUGGAUGGCCAGAGGCUUGUUGUGGCAUCUGAUAUUGGAACACGAACACUUGUGAUGAAUAACAUCAUGCCUGCUCCUAUCUGUCGAUAUCUCAAGAUCACAACAGUGGGAAGAUACGGAGCUGGAACAACACGUUCGCGCAUUCCUCUUGGAGCUUUCUACGGUCACAGCUACAUCCUUCCUUGGGAGUGGCGAGAAUAUGUGGACUCUCAUAGUUUCUCCCCGGUGGCUUCCAUCAACUCUGCUCCUUCACCCCUAUCUUCUCCACCACACUCCUCCCGGGGUUCAGGGGUUGCUUCGCCUGUCAAACAGCUGGAGGCAGCUAGCCAGUCUUCGUUGGUGCAGCAUCUUGGGGUGUUCCUGUCUCUCCAGGAAGACUUGCACUGCCUUUACAGCCUGGCCUGCAGUCGCUUGUCUGGACUUUUAUCAUCCGUCUCAGAUGCCCAGUUUGUUAGCUCUCACGUGAAGUACUACCUCAAACGUGGACAGCAACCUUUGGAGGAAGAUGCCUCCAUUCUGAAAUCCUACAAUGAGUGCCUACAGUUGCAGCUUCAGCUCAAUUUAGCCCAGCGAGCCAUAACCCGCUUACAGAGGGCCUUGGGUGUCAAGGUGGGUGGAUAUGAUGAGACUACAUCAGUGACCACUCAGUUACAGCAGACAUCAACAGACAAACUGCGCGUCAUGCUGGAAGGUCUGCUGGACACGCUGUUGGGUCUCACAGUUCCAUGUCCAGCUGUGCCGCAACCUCCUGCUGCUCUCUAUAUGGCCCUUCCACCAUCCACUGCUGAGGCCCUCUUCCGAAAUAUUUGUCUUCUGGGAUCUCGUCACACGCAGGUAAAGACAGGGCUGUUGCUGUCUCGGGUCUGCGGUAGCCAAUCCUGGUGGGGAACCUUCCUUGGCAACAUUUUGCAGGAGUUUUUCCACUCUGAGUAUUCCCAGGUCUUUCCUCAGGACAGGGUAUUUGUGCUGGUCAGUGCACUUGGACAGAAAGCAUUGGCUGGGCCAAGUGCUGUCCACAUCAUGGACAGCUUGCUAGCAAUGCUGACCAGUGUUCUUCAGCCACUGGUGGCCUCUCGUGACACAUCAUCCCGUGCUGGCAGCCUUGAUCUUGGUCUUGUUAGCUGGAUCCUGCUAUUCUUGUGUCGAAACUUUGAGGCUGCUUUGAGUCCUGCAAUAACUGACGAGUCAGAAAAGGGAGGCAAGCGGGAAAAAGAGGGAAGUGGUGGGCGGUGGAGCUUUAUCCAGGGCUCAUGGAAGAGUCUCUGUCCCAGCAGUGGCAAGAGCAAGUCACGCAGGCUGUACAGUCGCUCCAUGCAGAAACGUAUCUUACACCACAAACAGAAACUGGAAGAUAUUGAAGCUGCCAAAACUCUGAUGGAUGUGGCAAAGGAUAAGGUGUCACAGACAAAGGCCAGCAGCAAAGAGGGCAAAGCAUUCCUAAAAGAGCAGGAGGCACUAAUAAAAAAGGAGCUUGCUCAGUUCCGCAGCAAGCAUUUCAAGGAUAUGAUCUACAUGAGACGAAAUGAUUUGGAGAUUCUGAGACGCCUGCCUAAGGAAGAUGGCGCUGGAAGUGGGGCAAAAGAACUGGAAGACAGCAGUGACUCUUUACUGGUGCUAUCACGAGAUCGUUGUCUGAUGGUGGUGAGGGGUCUGAUGGCACUGCUGCUAAGCAUGGACUUCUCCUGCCAUGUUGACCUUUUUCUGGUGGCUUGUAAGGUACUGGCAAGAAUUUGCGUGGCCACUCGACCAGCAUUGCGACUGGGUGAGGUGAUGUCACAAGACCAGCUUGAGUGGCUGGUUCUUCUGGCAGUUCAUCAUGAUGCAACUUACGGCCCCACUCUUUGGGGAGGACCUUGGGCUUCGCAUGCCAUCACCUGUCUGCUGCAAGACCUUUUGGAGGGAGAGAAAAUGUACCCCAGGCAUUUAGCCUCUUCAGAGGAGGAUCUUUUGAGGUCAGAAGCAGAUGAUGAAGAACAGCUAACUCCCAGUGCUACAUCUCUUAACCUAGAUGAAGUCACAGAUGAUGAUAGUGACAACUUGACUGAUGGGGCAGUUGAAAGCGGGAUAGAUCCAUCCUUAGACAAGGACACCACUCUUAUGAUGGAUUUGCUGAUGGAAGAAGCAGAACUAGAAGGCGACAGCCUUGAUGCUCUCUUUAUGGUGGAGCCACCACAGACAUCGUCAAAGAUGUUCCCAGGUCUGCAUCCAGCCUUUUCUCCAUUUUCUCCCAAGUCCUUCUCCUUCUCGAAGAAGAGUAAGCCAUUCCCAGUCUCCCAGCAGAAUGGACAGAUGGAGUUUGGAGAUGGACAGAUGGAGUCCUCCAUGACCACAACAAUGUCCGAUGACGCUGGGCAAUCUUCAGACAAGAAAAUUGGCAGACUGCGCCUUUUGAAGACAAGGUUGAAUAAUUUAAUAAGCACAAAAUCUGGCACAAACAGCCAUGGUCUAUCUGUUGCACAAGAUGCACGUCUGGAAUUUGGUUUGCAGUGGUUACCUGAACUACGUCUGAGAGUCAUGUUGUCAGUCCACAUGGAAAGUAUUUUAGGAGCCUUCACGUUUCCCAUCCCACCUCCUUCACAGCUUCCGCACAUCUUGGGUGAACCACCAUCAACAGCUGGCUUUGCAUCUACUGAUGAUGAGCUGUCGCAGGCAACUCUUCCAGGUUAUGAUAUUUUGACAUCAGCAGCCAUGCUGAGCCAGUGCUUUGACCACCUCUUCGCACAGUUAUUGCAUGGACGAGUCAGUCUAGACACAGUCUUGCAGCUGUGGCUCACUCUCAACCAAAACAGCUCCUCCCCUGUUUCUCAAGAUGAUCACACCUCCAUGACCUUUAACUCCACCUGUAUACCUUCUGUACCUCUUGGACCUCAGGCUGUCAAACAUCUGAUGGAAGCUGUUGUUGCAGCUCCUGUAGUUUCGGUGCGAUCCUGGGUAUUUGUUCUGCACACCAUGUGCUUGCUCAUCAACCAACGAGCUGAUGCUGUGUCAGUGCUGGAAGAAGGAGCUGCUGGUGGUAUGAUGGGUCAAGACUUGCCGCUGCUGGAUGGGGGCCUUAACUCAACAAUGGCAUCUGUUGUACUAACAGAUCCCAACCUGGUACCCUUGAUCAUCAAGUUUCUGUCAGGGGCAUCAAUCAACUCUUCUGCCAGCAGUAGCCUUUACCAAGCAGGGCCUACAGCCACAAAAGCUUUUGAUGACUUUCUUCGCCGCCUUCUCUGCAAGUCUGUGAACCUCAGUGGCCAGAACCUAAAGGAACUCCUCUUGAAAAUAGUCUUUCAGCUUACUACAGAGAGAGGAGCAGUUGCUACGUGUACAGGACCUCUAGAUGCUCAGUGCAAGUUUGUGGAAACUGUAGCAAGCCUAACAUUUGAUUCUGUGGAUCUGAAUAAUGCCAUCUCAGUUGUGGCGGCCAUCUCAGCUUUGGUACAUCAGCACAUCCUUUGCCAGGACCCUGUGUUGUGCUCAAGCUCACAUGACUCCUCCAUUAGUGCUCGGUCCUGCUUCAGCGGUCUCUUCGCUUCGCUUUUGCGUGGUGGUGAGUCUCGAGGUGCUGGAGGGGAGGCAAGCAGAGACCAGUUAAUGUGUUCUCUGCUACGACUCAUUAACAAGCUGGUGCAGGUGAUGUUACCUGGUUCCCAGCCACGAGGUGCACCAGGCACUUUGAGCUCUGGAGGCAUGGAAAAUGUCAGACUGUCAGAGGCAAUGUCAGAUGCAGCUAAACUCAACCGGGCGUUCUCCUCACCCAUGUCCUCGAAUGCAGUGCCUAUGGCCUCAUCAACAAUGUCUGAUGAUGAGAAGAGGCAGCAGACAAGCAGCAACAGUGGGGUAGUGAGAGAUGGAGGAGUGGGAGUUGACACAGCCAGCAGCGAGAGAAGGCAGAUAACUGAGCGCUAUGUUGCAGACCUCAUCCUGGCCAACCAUUUGGUCAUGCAGAAUCUUGUCCAAGCCCUCAGCUACUGCAGCAGCAACAAGAUGGCACUCAUCCUUGGCUCAGCGCCGUCUGCUCCCUCCUCAGGCCUGGGAGCCACCAGUGACAGCUUCAACAUGGGGGAUCCCCUCUCAGUGGGGGAUGGCAUAUACCAGAUCCUGUGCACACUGAACGGUCGAGCCACAAACUCUAAUUCAAUGAUCAACAGCUUGUUCCACUAUCUGUCAGCCAACUACACUCAGAUGAAUCCCAGUUCUUUGUGUCGCCUGUCAGAACCUUUACUAAAGUUUCUUUUGCGAGUCUUAGACAGUGCUGCAGCUGUCCGACACUUUGUUCACCUGGGUGGUAUUCAGGUCGUAUGUAAUAGCCUGGUGCGUUCCAGUCAGCAAUUUGUGUCUGUGGGGCCUGGUAUUAUCUCGACAAUAAUGCAGAACAUGAGCAGUCUUGGAGCUACCCUUGCUGAUGAGAAGGCUAAGGCUGCAGAUUCUGAGAAUGUGGAAGGGCUUUUCAACUUUGCUCCUUUAGGUACAAUAGUGGCAACCAGUCCAACUGCCAGCCCUCCUGAUGCCCUCAUCCAGACCUCAGCACCGCAUCGAAGAGCACGCACAGCAGCAUGGAGCUACCAUUUCUACCCAGAUGAACCAUGGGUGGAGCUAGUAGUUACACUUCCAUUUGCUGUGCUACUGAGGCAGGUUGACAUCAGACCCCAUAGUGGUGCUCUUACCACAUGUCCAUCGUUUGUGUCCCUUGAAAUCAGCCAUGAUGGGCGGACUGUGAUUCCUACCUCUCCACCCUUGGUGACCUGCAGUCUGGCAAUCAUCAAACUGCAGCUGCUGCGGCCUGAAGUGGUCAGUUCUGUCACGUUGCGCUUGCACCGUCCCCGGGAUUCCAUGACCAUUGGUCUGCAGCAGGUCUGUCUGCGUGGCCAGCGAGCCUUUGGAGAGGUUGGAGAGGGGCCUAGUGCUUUGUUACCUUCAGAAGACACCAUGUCGACAUGCAGUAUGGGCUGGCUUCGCCUGCUGUAUCACUGCCUGAUGUCUCAUCCAGAAGUGGCAGCUGAGGUGGCUCAUGCUGCUACCCCUACCUGUAAUCUCCUUAACACCUGCACUUCCCUCCUCAUUUCGCCCACCGCAGCCUUGUAUGCAGCCAAGAUUGAAUCAGUUCUUUUGAAGCUGGGGCUGAGUUCUGUGGAGAUUGGUCUGGCUCUCAUCAAUAAUAUCCUUAGGAAUCAAGCCCAGUGUACAGGCCGAGGAGGUGGUCACAUCUACCUUGGUCGCGUGAGUGGAGUUUCCAGUCCUUACACAAUGGAAAUCUUGUACCAGCUGGGAAUAACACAAGACCUUGGAACAAAGAACAGGGUUCAAGCCUUGCUUCAGUGGUUGGCUGAUAGUGCCCAGGCCUUCAUCUGCCGCCAGAUGAAAGAUGAGCGCAUGGCUGAUUCCAACUCACCCAUACCAAGCCCCGCUCCAGAGCAUGUGCAUUGCGUGGCAGCAGUGCUGUGGUAUAGUCGUGACCUUCCUGUGGAAUACAAUCUACAAGAACUUGUGACAGAAAACUUUGUGCAAUUCCUGUACACCUGGUCAAGCAUGCUUCCUGUGGACUCGGUGCUGAAGAAGUCCAUCAACAGUGUGCUGUGCGCAUCGUGCUACAUCCACCCUCCCUACUUCAGGCUGCUCCUACGCCUGACUGGCUUUGUCAUCCCAGAGGGAGUCUCCACAGCUGUCACCGAUGACAGCAAAGACAGUGCCACCAGGCAGCAUCAGCAGCAAGGCAUAGGGGGCGGGUCCAUGACUGAUGACUCAAAAGAAGCUCGCUUGCAACCUCAAAACUCACAACCAAGUCAUUGUGGGUUGGAUGCUGGUACCAUGACAGAUGAUUCUAAAGAAGCCACGCUUCUCAAUCACACACAAUGGGGUUUGAGAAACACCAUGCUAGACUGCAAUCACUUGGCUACCAUUGCAGUAGUCAGCCGUUCACCUGCUGCUGUAUCUCAGCUUUUGCACUCUGGGUUGCCUGCAAUACUGACCCAGGGGUUGGCUGAAUUCUGUAGUCACCAGAUAGCGCUAAUUGCGGAACAAAACCUGGCUAGCGAUGCCAGACGACAACGGCAGGAAACCACAGAUAAUGGGCCACGCAAGGUUGAUAGAAGUUUCUCUGAGCAAGGCUUUGGCAGUCUGACUGCUGACUUGGUGGCAGCCAUUUUGUCAUUUUUUGCUGAGCUGUGUUGGGAACCCAGCAUUAAGGAUUGGCUGGGCACAUCAGAAGGCAAUGUGUUCUGGCCGGCGCUUCUGACAUUGCUAUGCAACACUUCAGCACAGAGAACGCCAGUUGCAUGCAUCACUGUCUCUGAUCGACAAAAGGUAUUGAAUGCAGAGGAGAGAGCCCUGAUGGAGACCACCGCCAUCCAGUUUUUCACAGGUGUUAUCUCUUGUCAUUCAGUCAACCAACUCUUCUUUGCCAAAGUUCUCUGUGAUGUUAUCCGACAGCAGGGUGCAUCACGGUCAGGGACUUUACUCGGCACAGUACCAUUGUCUGGCUUCACGCGACGCAUGCUGCUGCAAGUCUUACUGGAGGAUGAGAAGAUACUGGUUGCUUUGCGGAUGUCCCCAGACCUGUACUGCCACCUCAACACCACCAGCCCUGGAAGCAAGGGCAGCAGUUGGCGCAUGCAUCACUCAAGCUUUGGUGCUGGCCGUGGCUGCUGCUCCCUCAUUGCCAACAUCAACAGCCACUGCUCAGAUGUCAUGGCUCAGUUUGGAGAUCCUACAACAGCAGCCAUGGUGGCUAGCAGUCUGCUGGAAGGUCGAGAUGACAGCAAGCAAGCAGAGGUUCUGGCUAAAGAGACCACAGAGCUUGGCAUUGAAGUGAUGGAAUACAUCAAUGCAGCAGGUGUGCUGGCAAAAGUGAAACGUGAGAAGAGUCCAUCUCCAUCUAAGACAGGUUUACCUCCCAGACCUCCCACUCGCCGUGGUCAUGCCUAUGAGGCCAACUCUGCCAGCCUGAAAUUCCCUCACUGUACGCUGCAUCUACAGCACAGCCUCAUGAAAGGUAAAGCAUUGCCAAGUGAUCUGACCUUCUCCCAGCUCACACAGAUCCUUCUUCAGCGAGGUCUUGCACCUGGUACAACAACGCUGUCCUUUGACAUCACUGUCAACACCCGAACCAUUGUACCUCCUUCCUCUUUACAAGCUGCACUGGCUGCUGCUGAGAUGGGAGCCUUUGGCAGUUUGCUUGAAUGGGGAGACAAAGCUGAGGACAUUCCAGAUGAGUUCUUGCUGGCUUCACCUGCUUUCCCAUCGGCCCUGCAGGUGUUUGCAUCCGUGGGUGGCCUGGCACUGCUUGCUGAGCACCUGCCUCUCCUAUACCCUCAUAUUGCCCGGCAGGGCAUGGCUGCAGAUGUUGGCGGCACUGAGAACAACAACCUUCCUGACUUGGGUCAGGAGUGGGUGACCGUUGAGUCAUCAGAUGAGCUUUUUGAUCCAUAUAUGGAGCCAGUCUCGCCAGCUCCUGCCUCAUCUCAGGCAGCUCGCCAUGUAGCAGGUGCCAUGCCUACCAUCCCCCCUCACUCUCUCAUUGCCUUUGGUCUCUUCCUUCGACUACCUGGUUAUGCAGAAGUAUUACUGAAAGAGCGAAAAAAAGCCCAGUGCCUGCUGCGUCUUGUCCUGGGAGUCACAGAUGAUGGAGAUGGGGGUCACAUCCUGACGUCACCCAUUGCCAGCUCUUUGCCCACACUUCCUUUCACUGUGCUGAAGUCACUGUUAGAUGCCUCACCACUUACAACAGACGAUGGGGUGCUGCUGCGGCGAAUGGUGCUGGACAUUGGUGUUCUGCACCUGGUGUUGGCCUGUCUUUCUGUACUGAGUCAUCAUAUGCCUCGCAUUCCUGUCUCUGGUUUUCAGCAGGAGACACAAGUGAUCUUGGCUGCAAUGCAAGCAGCUGCCACACAAAAUGGCUUGUCACAAAGCGAGGAGAAAACACAGCACUACUGGGCCAAGGGAACUGGCUUUGGGACCGGCUCCACCACCUCCAGCUGGGAUGCAGAGCAGGCCCUUCUACGUCAGCGCAGUGAGGAGGAGCAUGUGGCUGGCCUGCUGCAGGUACUUGGAAGCUACAUCAACCCGGGUGGUGUCAUCCCUAAAGACUUCUGUGAUCAAGAAGGACUGGCUGAAAAGAUCACGGUCUCUGCUUCCAACUCAGACUAUGCGGCGCCAUCCAGAGAGUGGCCACUGCCAGAAGUGCUGUUUGAGCUGCUGAGCCACUCGUGUUUGAUUCCUGCCAUCUCCUCCUACUUACGCAAUGAUUCUGUCUUGGACAUGGCCCGCCAUGUACCACUCUAUCGAGCACUGCUACACCUGCUCAGGGGCAUGGCCGUCUGUCCUUCACUGGUGCCCUUGCUUCUGCCAAUGCCUCUGCCUCAGUCUCAGUUUCCAGCAGAAGAUGGAGGUGUGCCAUUGGACUCCACUCCUGUUUCCAUUGAAAAGCUGCUAGCCAAAAUGAAAGGAUGUGUUGACACCUAUGCCAGCAGACUGAAGAGCAACAAAGGAAAAGUGAUCCUCAGCAGCAAAGGGGAAGAGGAAGAGAGUGAGGGUCUGGCUCUUCUUAUCCCUGACAUCCAGGAGACAGCCCGUAUUGUCAGUCUGGCUACACAACGUCUCAAGGAGGCAGGAGAACAUAAAGAAGGCAGCAACCAUGGGAUAAAACAGACUGGACCCUCGGCAGCCACCACAGAAGAGAGAUACUUAAGUAUCAUGGGACCCAUGCAGUUUGACACAUAUGAGCUGGUGACAGAAGAAGGACGAGGCUUGAAGUUCAACAUUCCACAUCACUUUGAAUCCAAUGUAAAGGCUUCUGGAGCCUUCAAUAAUCCAGCCCGUACCCGCCGUCUGGCACAGGAAGCAGUGACUUUGUCUACCUCGCUACCUUUGUCAUACAACAGUAGUGUCUUUGUCCGCUGUGAUGAAGAGCGCCUUGAUAUAAUGAAGGUACUAAUCACAGGCCCAUCAGACACUCCAUAUGCCAAUGGAGCCUUUGAGUUUGAUGUUUACUUCCCUCAAGACUACCCUAAUUCUCCCCCUUAUAUAAAUCUGGAAACAACAGGGAAUCACACCGUGCGCUUUAAUCCCAACCUGUACAAUGAUGGCAAGGUGUGCCUGAGUAUUCUCAACACAUGGCAUGGUCGACCAGAGGAGAAGUGGAAUGCGCAAACGUCUAGCUUUUUACAGGUUUUAGUGUCUAUUCAGUCAUUGAUUCUGGUGUCGGAGCCUUAUUUCAAUGAGCCUGGGUAUGAGCGUUCACGUGGCACCCCAUCAGGCACAGCCAGCUCUCAUGAAUAUGAUGCCAACAUUCGUCAAGCCACUGUUAAAUGGGCUAUGCUCGAACAGAUCCGAAAUCCAUCAGCCUGCUUUAAAGAGGUCAUCCACUAUCAUUUUUGGCUAAAAAGACAUGAGAUCCUACGGCAGUGUGAGGACUGGAUUGCGGAGAUGGAACAACACAGUUCUGACAAGCGCACAGGCCGGUCCAUUGCGCACAGUACUUUGGCACUCAAACGGCACUACAACCAGCUGCGAGAAGAGCUAUCAAAACUGAAACCACCUCCAGAGCUGGAGGCCGACUGUGAUGGGAUUGAUCCCAAUGGCAAGCAUUACUCUACAGAUGCUCCCCAGGUCAGUGCUGCCACAUCCAUCCCAUUGGCUGUUCCAAAGCCCACAAGUGCUCCAACUUCCAACCUUGCAGUCAAUUCCACUGGCCUGGGUCCAUACAUUGGGCCGAAUGGGUUAUUCGUCAGCGACCCCUUUGAACAGGAAGUGCCUGAUGUCUGACACAUUGACUACAAAUGGGGAAGGGGGUUUACUCUCUGCCCCACCAUCACCUAAGCUUUUAUGAUGAAUUCUCCACAGUUGACUAGGGCAAGCUUUCUUCUGAGAAUUUGCACAGCAUGUGAUGAAAAAGGUUUUUUUAUUCUUCUCUUGGAGGCAUUUUACUGCUUUAAUUCCAAGCUCAAGCCACCAUCACUGGACUGUCAUCACAAACUGUCAGCAAAAGUGCCUGGUUGCUUGUAAUGUGAGGUGGACACUACACCGGAGGCAAGCUUUUUUUUCAAGAUCAUCCAUGAAGGAUGUUUAGCUUUCAGCCUGACACUGUUCCAGUUAACGCAAAUGAUGGUGCUCCUUGUUGCCAGUUAAUGUCUAUUCAAAACACCUGCAGCAAACAAGGAUCACCAACAGAGAGGUUGUGAGAGUUGCUGGAGUGAAACAGCGUUGGGAAUCUGGGUAGUUUCUUUACAGUGAGAACAGAAUUUUGAACUGUCCGAUUAUAAACUACUGACAGUGCGAGAACUGUGUUUUGUUUGUUCGUUGAAGGCUGCUUUUUUUUAAUUGUCUGAAAAACUGCAUGUGUGUCUUUAUGUGUGUGUGUAUUAGGAAAUCUGCACUAUUGUGUGUUGUUGGGUAUUAGGAAGUUGGGACUGGCUUAGUUCCCAAUGUUUGGUGGCAGCAGACAGAAAAACUUGAGAGUGAUUCAUUUCCAUAACAUGGACUGGCAGUCCUUGCAUUAUGAGGUAUGCUUCUAAAUGUUAUUCAGUUGUGUAAACAGUUUAAAAGGAAACAAUGAGAGAAAACUGUGUUGUUCUUUGGUGUAGAAUAUCAUGUAAUGUUUUUUGUAAAGUUGUCUGAUGGAAAACUAUGGUUUAAAUGGUGCUGGUGGACUGGUGGAAGAUGCAAGGAAAAAUAGCCAACACAGGGAUCAGUGACAACUGCUUUGGUUUGUAUUCUACCUCCAGUGUCAGCUGUAUAUAUGAGUAACUUGGCAUAGGGACUAGGGAAGGGAAAAUAAGGUGUUGUUGUUGUUGUUUGGGUCUCCUUAAAAAGGGAAACUAUAUCUAGAGCUGAUGCGUUGAUCUUGAUAUGAAGUGGUUGAUGAAGGUGAGCAAUCAGAGAAUUACAGAAGUGGUUUGUCUGUAAAAGGGUAUUGUAGUCUGAGUCAUUUCAGAGAGGGUGUGGGGUAGAUAAAUGUGAAAACAGUAUAUGCAGGUCUUUGUUUACCAUUAACCAUAACCAGUAGGCUGCCAUCAUGUUAUACCAUAAGCAGCUAAAAGAAUCAGUUAUUGUGUUUUACUAGGAGUGAUCCAUGCGAAAGUGGAAUGCCAUGCUGUGAACAGAAAAAUCCAAUGUUAUUCUGUUAAGCUAGUCUGGUUCUAUGCACAGUUCCAGUUCCAUGGUGUGGGUUCAGGGGGGAAUUGGAGACAAGCAUAGGUUUGUUUUUGAAACUGAAAAGUUUCUGCAAAUUCAAAAUGUGUAGUGUGUUUUUUCUGAUUAUUAUGGCUUGUUUGAGACAGCAUCUGACUCAUAGCGCCUUCAAAUAAAAAGAUGCAGUGUUACAUGUGCUCUUUUCAUCCACAUACUCUGGGAACAAUCUUGAAUAUUUACAAAAGAACUUGUGUGCUAUGUGUGCAUGUCCACAAAAGUGUGUGCAUUCAGGUGUAUGUGAAGAGGAAGAGAUGAGAUUGUUCCUAGCUUCUUUGUUCUUGAAGUCUUGUGUCAGUUUUCACCUCGCUUCUUAUGUCAGUUUUAGCAUGCUGCAGUUUUAUACAAUAGAUUUGUUUCCCUGACCCCAAUCUCUUCUGGAUUUUGUACACAUCUCUGUGUAUUUUCUGAUGUGAUUAUUAUCAAAUCCACUCAUCCUACAGCCAAUUAAUAAUUGUUUGUGCAUUGGAUCCUGUGCUUGGUUAAGCAGGUUGAACCUGAAGGGUGCAUAUACAGAUGUUGAAGAUUUUGCCACUUGCUCUGAUCAUUGUAGUAGAAGGCAUUGCAUUUUCUCACUGGCCAGAAUUCAGGUAAAACAUUUGUAGAGAUAUCUCAAUGUGCACGAAGCUGUUUUUGUAUGUUUCAGACAUAGUGUGUUUAGAUGGAAUUGUGCAGUUGCUUCAUGACACCCAAGAGGAAACACAUAAACAUGGAAAUAUUUUAUUAUUGUUACUUCUCUGUCCCACUCAUUAUCAUUCCUUGUCAACCCCACAUGGUCAUUUUUUUAAAAGUGGGAGUUACUUUUUUUUUAAAUACUGACAAGAGUGAAAUCAAGAUGAGAAUGCUGCUUAAGUUAUGAAUAGUUUUUUUUUCGUCAAAUUUGGUUCCUCACAUGCAGUGGUCUUUCAGUCUCUUAGAGCAGGCAAAUGUUUGCUCACACUUGUAUGCAGAGAUAGAAUGGAGAAAACGAUUGGCUCGUGAACCCUGUAUUCAGUGACCCUUUUUUAUGUUUAGAAUGCAAUCAAGUUGUGAUACUUGUAUUUAGAUAAAUAUGACUAGCAUGAAACAUUGAAUGCCAAGGGGUGAUACUUGUAUUUUUACUUAUUGAUACAUUUCAAAUAUUGUGUUUCCUUUUCCAAAUAAAUCUGUUUUGUGCUGCUUUUGUUUUGUCUGUAAAUAUCAGUAAAAAAAAAAAUGUACAAAAUUGUAUAUUUAUCUGACUGAAUAAAGACUAUUGCCUCAUUGCAA
Molecule: messenger RNA, 18230 nt
Organism: Pomacea canaliculata
Lineage: Eukaryota; Metazoa; Mollusca; Gastropoda; Architaenioglossa; Ampullariidae
Product: baculoviral IAP repeat-containing protein 6-like
Biological process (GO): apoptotic process; regulation of cytokinesis; negative regulation of apoptotic process
Cellular component (GO): nucleus
Molecular function (GO): cysteine-type endopeptidase inhibitor activity; protein binding; ubiquitin conjugating enzyme activity
Source: RefSeq, a predicted model, not a curated record